Messenger RNA from Helicoverpa armigera (cotton bollworm), 1773 nucleotides. RefSeq lists its product as uncharacterized. The record is from RefSeq and is a predicted model, not a curated record. Bases 130 to 705 code for a protein of 191 amino acids. The transcript has 4 exons. Gene Ontology annotation, molecular function: carbohydrate binding. NCBI's taxonomy places the organism in Eukaryota, Metazoa, Arthropoda, Insecta, Lepidoptera, Noctuidae.
UUGUUUUCAUCAUUACGUCAUCGUAAAACAACUUGAAUCUCAGAUUCAUCUUUAGCAGUCACGGUGAAACACUGACGCCUGUAAACGUCUGACGUGUAAGAAAAAUAUUGUGUACCAAAAUAGUUGGAGAUGGCAAAAUCCUGUUGGGAGUGCCUAUUUGGGUAUGAUUUUAAAAACGGGACGCCCGCUGACGAGCCGUAUAGUGUGCAGCUAAACGGGACCGGGAAAGUAACUCGAGCUCCGCCGUGGCCCACGCCACAAUUAAAAAUGGAACGAAUAUUUGUUUUACCAAAACAAUUGGAACCCAAUGACAGAAUUACUGUCAACUGUGAGACAACAAAUCAGCCAAGCUUAUUGAGAAUUGGCUUAGUGAUUGGGUAUAAUUCACCAGAUUACAGCAACCUUGCGUGUCAGUUAGAGAUGUAUUUCCCACCUCAGUACUCUGACAAACUGACUAUAACUAAAGUGAAGGAUAAUUCACCAACUAUUGAAUAUGAAGAUUCAGCUGUAAAUUUCUAUGCAGGUAAAAAUUAUCACUUCCGUAUGCAAUUCAAAAUGAGGGACGAUAGCUCAAUGAUGGAUAUAUACAUAGGAGAUUCCUACUUGCAUACAGUGGAAUUAGUACAUGAGAUGGCGAACAUAAGAUUCCUAACUGUCAACGGAGACGUUAAUAGGGUAUCAGGACUUGAUUUCCAUUUUGGAUAGUGUAAAGUCCUUUAUAUACCAAUAUUUGUUGUAAGAAUCUGUUGUUACACCAUUUGUAUUUGUCUGGAAAUGCUUCAGGCUGUCUGACAUCACAAGUAUUAUGAAUCUGUCCAAUCUAUUUAUAUUUUAUUGAUAUUAAUUUAAUUGUAGCUGUUUACAGAAAUGUAUAUUGUUUUAUAUGGAGAAAAUAAUACAGGAACGAAGAACAAUAGUUGUGUAUACUUGCCGUUGAAGUAUUUAAGUAUGGUAUUUAGAUAUCAUAAAUCCUUACAAUUGUCUAUGAACAAUUAUAUCCUAUUCAAGCAUUUAGAUAUAUUGCAAUUAGUAAGUAGACGUGGAUACUAUUAUGAUAAUGUAUAAUUGACCUUCCUGCAUUGUUAAUUACUAUAUCUUUCCAUUACUAAUGUUCCACUAUUGCCUAUAUUGCAUUUUAUGCAAAUUGGCUAAAAUUAUUAGCAAAACCGCAUUUAUUUAAUGAUGUUUCAAUCUAAUUGGUAAUUUCCUUAUAUAUGAGAAUUUUGCGCUUGUUUUAGUGAAGGAUGAUACGUAAUUUUUAUAUAUUGCCUUAUAGAGAAGUUUAAAAAACGAACUUAUAGUGAAUACUAAAAUGGUUGCUUAAAAAACAAAAUACAAUCACCUUGAUGGCCACGCCUACAUAUUCGUUAGAGGCCAAUCUUCAAAGCUAAUUGAAUUAUGUCACUUGACAUUCGACCUUACAACUAGUACAAUACGAUUUACUUUAGCGAUUAUCAAGUGCCCAGUAACGAGACGUAGACGUGACUUGUUGAAAAAAGAAUCACUGUUUGUCAUUGUAAUGAAUCAACAAUUUUAGAAAUCUAUGAAAAUUACGUGUCUCCAAUGUUUAGUCGUCAAGAUCCCACCACUUAUCUAUAGACAUUUCAUUAUUUAAAAGUUACUGUUUUGUCUUUAGAUGUUGCAUAUUAUAAUUACAUAGUUACGUAAUUUUAAACCUACUUAUUUUGUUGUUUGUGUAUGUGCCUUGUGAAAAUAAUUGCUUAUGCACACAAAGCGUGACAUAUUUAAAAUAGAAUACAAUUUUUCACAUAA